This is a messenger RNA of Nicotiana tabacum (common tobacco), 1191 nucleotides long. The record is from RefSeq and is a predicted model, not a curated record. NCBI's taxonomy places the organism in Eukaryota, Viridiplantae, Streptophyta, Magnoliopsida, Solanales, Solanaceae.
AUGGAAAUUAGGAAUGAUAUCAGUGUUCGUGUAUACAUGGAGACGAAAAAGGAAAACAAAAAUUUAGGAUCAUAUCCGCUAUGUAUAACAGUUCGCGAUUUCAAUAUUGAAUUGAGUAUUACCAAUGAGAACACAGCUGCAGGUACCAUAUUACCAUUGGCAUAUGCUGUUGUUGAUUCAGAGAAUGACGCAUCAUGGAAGUGGUUUUUUGAGCAAUUCAAGCUCGCGUAUGGUGAAAGACCAAAUAUGUGUGUUGUUUUGGAUCAGAAUGAGAGUAUCUUGAAGGCAACAUCUAUUGUUUAUCCUGGCAUGCCACAUUAUUCUUGCAUGUGGCAUAUUUGGACAAAUAUACGGGCAAUGUUCAAGAAGGGACAUCUUAAGCUAAGUGAAUUAUACUUUGCCACGGCGCGACCAUACACACUUGAUGAAUUUAAUGAAAGGAUGUCAAAGAUUGAGGAGAUUGACCCCCGUGUUAAAGCAUACUUAUACGAUAUUGGAUCUCAUAUAUGGUCUCGAUUACAUGCUACGGUAAACAAAACUUGGACUAUGACAUCAAACAUUGCAGAGUCGUUGAAUGCAGUAACAAAAUAUGCAAGAGAGUUGCCGAUAGUAGAACUAUUAGAGUAUAUGAGGACCCUUCUUGAACGUUGGAUGAAAGAAAAAUUAUUGAAAGCAAAGGGUACAUUCACAUACCUUGGAUACAAAUUCAACAAAGAGUUGGAUGACAACAGAACAUUGUCGCACAAACUUAGAGUGAGGGCUUCAACAGACUACAUCCAUAUGGUAAUAGAUGGUGUGAGACUCUAUAUUGUUUGUCUUGAAAAUAACAAAUGUAGUUGUGUGCAAUUCCAGCUUGAUGAACUACCUUGUCCACAUGCUUUGGCUGCUUUAAGACAAAGGGAUGAGUCUUUUGAAGAAUAUUGUUCUCCUUAUUACACAAGGGCGAACCUCUUGCGUACUUAUAAAAUACCAGUAAAUCCACUGCCUGAUGAGAGCAAAUGGAAUGUGCCACAACAUAUAACUGAAGAAGUAGUAAAUCCACCUAAAGGAGGAAAAAGGCAGCCAGGAAGACCUCAAAAAGAAAGAUACAAAACAUAUGAUGAAAUAAAUUCAAAAAAGUACAAGGUUUCAUGCGGCAACUGCGGAGGAGAAGGCAUAACAAAAGAUCUUACAAGAAUACACCCAAAAUGA